AGAACCAGGAGUGAAGUUUAUGGUGAAGAAGAUGGACCCUACUAGAAUUUCAAAAGAACACGCACACUGUGUCAGAACACUUUUUGGACAUCUAGAAAAUGCAGAUUUGCAUGAUACAUCCUUUGAAAAUCAAGAAGCAAAGUUAAUGCCAGAAUCAUGUAGAAGUAUGGAACAAGCUCUCCAAAGAGUUGUGCAGAAGGAAGUCCUGCGUGUCAGGGGAAGAGCACCACUAAGACCAGAAAAAGCUGCAAUGGAGGCAUUAGGAAUGGAUCUGUACAAAAGAAACAAACCUGAGAAGCAGCCAUUCGCCCAUCUCAUUAUUGAUGAUAAGAAUAUUCCAUCUGGAACUCGCAAAGUGAACCUCACAUCCUGGCAUCAUGACAAAGGCCAGGCAAACUUAUCAAAUAUGACAUUCAAAGAUGGAAAGCUGACUGUAAAUCAAGAUGGUUUUUACUACCUUUAUGCCAACAUUUGUUUUAGACAUCAUGAAACUUCAGGAAACCUGACUAAAAGAGGGCUCCAGCUGAUGGUAUAUAUGACAAAGACAAACCUUAAAAUAAGGCGCUCUGAUGUGUUGAUGAAGGGAGGAAGCACCAAAUACUGGUCAGGGAAUUCAGAAUUUCAUUUUUAUUCAGUAAAUGUGGGAGGGUUUUUUAAAUUAAAAUCUGGUGAAAUGAUAAGUAUCCAGGUAUCAAAUCCAUUGCUACUGGAUUCAUCACAAGAAGCAACUUAUUUUGGGGCAUUUAAAGUUAGGGAUUUAGAUUAA
This is a messenger RNA of Nestor notabilis (Kea), 766 nucleotides long. RefSeq names its product tumor necrosis factor (ligand) superfamily, member 11 (gene TNFSF11). Gene Ontology annotation, molecular function: tumor necrosis factor receptor binding. Gene Ontology annotation, biological process: immune response. The record is from RefSeq and is a predicted model, not a curated record. Lineage: Eukaryota; Metazoa; Chordata; Aves; Psittaciformes; Psittacidae. The coding region runs from base 20 to 766 and encodes 248 amino acids. The transcript has 5 exons. Gene Ontology annotation, cellular component: membrane.